GUCACUGAAUCUUGGAAAGCUGGCCGUUGGGGGCAGUCUGGAGAAUCUGGCAAAGAUGAGGGAGAUGAUUAUUCUUUCGAUGCAAAACAGCCACGUCUCCGGCAGUCUCCGGCACCUGCGAAACCUCACCAAACUGAAGGCGCUGUUCCUCGAGAAGACGAGGGUCACCGGCACCCUCCAGGGCAUCGAAGGCAUGAGCAUGUUGUUUCAAUUGCAAAUCCAGAAUACCAAGGUGGAUGGAAACUUGGCGUCCUUGCAUGAACUAUCCAGGAUGCUCAAGAUGGACAUAUCGGGGACCAAUGUGAAUGGGGUGAUGCCAAAGCUCAUUGAGCUUGACCUUUCAGGGAAUUCGGACAUCAUUGGUGACAUCAGCAGCCUUGUCGACCUUCCCGAUUUGACGCAGAUCAGGCUGGCUUUCACCAGUGUACAUGGCCACUUAUCCACAGAACGUUACGGGUACAACCUGAAACGCCUCACGAUCCUGGACUUGACGGCAACACGCUCAGAGUUCCUGCUUCCCAUCGAUGAUUCGUCUGAGCUCAACUUCCUCAACAGAGUACUAGAUGAUGACAAGGGCGCGAGGUUUAUCCUGCCUUCCUUGAGGUAUUUUUGUCGAGGUGUAAAUCGUUUGCUUGACAAGGUCUCUGGCUGCCCAUUGAAUACCUCUGUGUCGCAGCUCCGCACGACGCUCAAGUUUUUACCGAGUGUUACGAGCAUAGCUGCGGCGAACAGUGGCCUCUACGGAGACGUGUCGGGCGGCAUGGGUCCCCUCGAUCCUGAUUGGUUGUACUUGGAUCUGUCAGACAACCGCAUUGCGACAAUCGACGUGCCUGAGCUCCCCAUGUACUUCAGCAUCGCGCGCAAUCCAGUUCGGUUCAUGGAAGGAAACCUCUUAGUCAAUGCACUGCGGAAGGGAUCAUCGCUGGACUUCAUGGGGGUGGACUUUAUCAAUUCCCGUGCAGAACCGAAGAGGCUGUUUGCGCAGGGUGUGUUCAAGACGACACCCCUUCUGAGCACCUUCAACCAGUCAUAUGGAUAUGCAUGCAAG
Molecule: messenger RNA, 1048 nt
Organism: Symbiodinium sp. CCMP2456
Lineage: Eukaryota; Dinophyceae; Suessiales; Symbiodiniaceae
Source: the annotation of a GenBank genome assembly